Teleopsis dalmanni is the source of this 1055-nucleotide messenger RNA. RefSeq lists its product as uncharacterized. NCBI's taxonomy places the organism in Eukaryota, Metazoa, Arthropoda, Insecta, Diptera, Diopsidae. The record is from RefSeq and is a predicted model, not a curated record. The coding region runs from base 121 to 999 and encodes 292 amino acids. The transcript is spliced from 3 exons.
CUGAUGUAAAAAGUGUCAUUCGAUAUUUUGCUAGUAAUAUCAUUCUUGCAUUUCGAUUUAAAUAAAUUUGUGAGAAAAAAGGUUUUUAUAAUAGUUAAAAUUGGCGCAACUGAAGAGACCAUGGAGGGUUCUAUAACUGAACCGCCACGCAAGCGCUUUGGUCAGUCGCGAAAGAAUAUUAAUACUCAAAGAGACAAAGAAGUUUAUCGAAAACUAAAAAGAAAGUAUGUUAGGAGAAAACAUAACACCAUUGUUAAAACUGCACCUCAAAAGAAGUGUAAAGGGACUGCAGCUUCUACUUAUCCUACAUUUCCUACUUACCUCACGGGGCAGCCUAUAUGUGUUCAUAAUGCAGAGUUUGUGGAUCUCUUGUUAGCUCGUAAAGAACAAGCUUACCCAAAUAUGCCCGGACGUAGAGUUUAUAAGCGUGUCAAUAAAAUUGAUAACGAAAAAAAGGAAAAUAAAAUGAAAAAAGUGUCCCGUGAUGCGGUUGAUGAUUGGCCCAGACGUUUCCGUGCCUAUAAGCACCUAUCAAGCCCAGCAUAUGAAAAUUGGUUUUUCAACGGUGUAUUGCCAGCAAUUAAAUACGAUAAAGAAAAACCUGUGUCAACUAAUCAGUCUGAUGUUCUAAAAAAAGUUAAUUAUCUAACAGGAAACUUAAUCGAAGUUAAGGAGUCGAUAAAGUCUUUGAAAGUAAAGACUGAAAUUGCUGAGAAAGAUGAAGAUCCUAAAUUACAUUUGUGGGCCCACAAAUGGAAUGAAAAGGAAUCAAACAAAGAGGAAUUAAAAUUUAUUAAAACAACUAGUGGAACAGAGGAGGAAGUAACAAAGGAGAUAUGUAAACGUAAUUUAUUGGAUCAUGUCACUACAGAGCAAAAGGCAAUAGAGAAUAUUUUAAACGAAAUGGAAGGCAAUAUAAAAGCUUUGGAGGCCAAGAUGAAAGCGGAUAACAUUCCACCUCUUGAUUUGGAAACAUUCAAGAAAAUGUUUCAACAUUAAAUUAUUCCAUAAUGAUUUUCUAUAUAUAAUGUAAUGUAAAUGUGAGCAUAAUGUUA